UAACUCACUCACUUCUGAGUGGGUUUAGAUUUAUCUAGUUUUUCAUGACUGAUACUUGGACUAGUCUUAUUUGAAAGACAUCUUCCAUUCUCUGGUUCGCUACCUGGAUGGCUGAGCUGGCCAGCUUCUGCUCCUUCCCAGGUGUGUUAGCUGGAAACUGGGUCAGGAGGGAAGUGUCUGGAACCUGAACCAGGAUUCUGGUGCCACAGGCGGCAGCUUUGUCCACCUGCUAUGCCCCCACACCGAAUGCUGUGAGCAGCCGAGCACCGGGGCGGUGACCUAAUUAGGCUUUCUCAUUUGGCGUCCCAUCCUUCCCCGUUGCGGCUCUCUCAUCACUUUGGGCGUUGAGCCUGUACCACAGGAAUGCAGAAGGUAUGGAGAGACUUCAGAAAACUUUGUGGGAAGUAUAAUUAAAACAUUUAUUUUUAAACAAUUUUCAAGUAAAACAAGAGGGAAAGACAGGAAGUAGUAAGGUUAUUUUCAUGGAAAACGUGUAUGAGAAAUUAUGCAUUUUCUUAAAAAAUCUGAAUUGUAUCGCUUUCCUGCAAGCUUUCUGAAGUGCUCAGGCAUAACGUGCUACAACAGUCUGAGCCUUGGGUGGCUUGGUUGCUUUUUCAGAUAAUUCUUACAAGACUAACUCUUCUUCCUUCCUGCUGUCUUUCAGGACCCAGCCACAUGUCAUUCUACGUGCGCGCUCACAAGGGGUCCACCCUCUCGCAGUGGUCUCUGGGCAAUGGCACCCCGGUCACAAGUAAAGGGGGGGACUACUUUGUCUUCUACUCCCACGGACUCCAGGCUUCCGCGUGGCAGUUCUGGAUAGAAGUGCAGGGCUCGGCGGACCAGCCUGAAGGCAUGGUCACUGUGGCCAUCGCCGCCCACUAUCUCUCCGGGGAGGACAAGAGAUCGCCAGCACUGGACGCCCUGAAGGAGAAGUUUCCAGACUGGGCGUUCCCCUCCGCCUGGGUGUGCACCUACAGUGUCUAUGUGUUUUGAUCUUGUGACUGAGCGUGAAGCAUGUGGCCAGUGGAUAAUUCCUGUGACACAGUCUCUCCCUGGGUCACGUGGAUGUUUGUAACUCAAGUCACUGAAUUUUAAUGGAGAAAUGUUGGAAGAACUUCGGUUAGCACUUUUCAGGGCCCAACACUGCAAUGGUUAAGCUGUGGGACAUACAUGGCCUGCUGACACUUGACACUGCCAGUCCUCUGGCACUUAAGCACAAGCGGGCAUCGCCACUGUCAUUCUGUGACCUUCAGGACAGAAGCCCAUGACCACCGCAGUAGCCACUCCUCCAGGAUCAAGGACAUAAACUGAGGCCAUCCUUAAGGAGACAGAAGUCCUAGCCAGCCCGCGUGCUGCCUCAGGGGAAGCAGCUCUCGAGGUCUAACUGGGGGGCCCUGGGAAGGGACAGUCCUGCAGAUGGGACACUGGGCCACGCAGUGGACUUUAGGCCCCAGCCUGUGCUGAGCCACCUGGCCCCGAGGGGAGCAGGCUGGGGUCACCACAAGUUGACAAGGGGUCCCCGAAACGGACUCUUUCCCUCUGAAAUGUGCUCCACUUCCCUAGGGAUUCUUGCAGACUUUUUAGGUUCCAAAUUAUUUUCUGUGCAAGUCCUUAACUUCCUCAGCACUGACCUGCCGCUCUGGUUACCAUGGGGUAGAGCAGAG
Messenger RNA from Ochotona curzoniae (black-lipped pika), 1664 nucleotides. Its product is annotated as endoplasmic reticulum metallopeptidase 1-like. NCBI's taxonomy places the organism in Eukaryota, Metazoa, Chordata, Mammalia, Lagomorpha, Ochotonidae. Bases 676 to 993 code for a protein of 105 amino acids. The transcript has 2 exons. The record is from RefSeq and is a predicted model, not a curated record.